GGGAAAUCCAUCUAUUAUGAUGUCACAGGGAAUAUCUAAUGUGGGGUAUACCCAAACAUCAGUGCAAACUAUGAUUCGACCUCCCACCCUCCCGCCAACUUACAAACCAAUCACCGAUAUUAAACCACUUGAAACUUACAAGAUGCCGAUCCCUGGGAACUCGCCAGUAAUGAACGAAGGAUUGUUGGUCGCGGGAACCCCCGUCCAAGUCCAAAACAUUAAAGAAGAAACUUCGAAAUUCGACCCUCAAGCUUCACCCACCACCCCAGGGGGAACCCCCAGAUACCCCAGUUUGUCCGAGUCUGAGUUAUUGAUCGUCAUGGCAACGGACCCUGAUGGUCGGUCGUCGGACACGCCUGACACGGCGAGCGUCACGUCUGAUGGUACACCCGUUAAGACGGAUGACGCAAAGAAACAACGGAAGGUUGGACAUAUGGAUGAUAAGGCGAUUUCCUUGAUUGACGACACUAUAUCUGGGGUCAUCCAAGAUGGGAUGGAAUAUGGAGUAAGGUUGGAACUUUCAAAGGGAAGCGGCGUCCAUGUUUGUCCCCCUGCGUGGAUGAAAGAGCCCAAACCAACAAAGUUCAUCAACAAACCACCUCAUCCUAAUCAAUAUACCAAGCAACACAUGACCGAUUCACGCGACGGGUUAAAACUGGGGAACCACCAGGAAUUAUUACGUCAUAUGUUGGGUAACAAUGGGAAUAUGAAUCAACAAUUAGCCAUGAAUGUUUAUCCUGGACAACCUGAUGAGUUUAUGUUAAAAGGAAGGGAUGGAAAAAAAAUCAAACGUUCGCGAAGAAAUUCUAAAGAAGGAAAAGUUGAAAAGAAGCGACGUCGUAAACAAAAAGAUAAAGAUGGGGUCGAAGAAUUUAUGGGGGUCGGGGGAAUUCCCCUCGGUGAAAUGGGAGUCCCGGCAAACUCCUUAAUGAAAACACAAAUUAAAUCGCUUCCUUUGCUGCCGUUAGUUGAACCGGAUAUCAAGGUGAAUUAUAACAUGUGCAUGCCGCUUGGUACGGGGCUUGCUAGGUCUGCGUCUUUGUUGGAGGGGGAGAUCGGAAAGUCAACGUUCAAGGGGUUGCCCGAUUAUUAUGAUCUUAUAUUAAACAAGGACCCUCUAAGUUACAUGACCCCCCCCACCCCUCCACCUUCACCCAAGCGCGACCGAUUUCCUUCCAACGAACUUUUCCAACCAGUCGUUCGGAUCCCGGACUCACUACCCACCCCCCCACAUCAUGGGGCUGAAAGUCUUGACGAUAUCAGAAACGAAGAAAUAAUUCAACCGUCUUCACCCGAAACUGAACAAGAAGAUUUGUUUUCGUACCAAGAUGUUACGGGUCCCAAUAUUAUGGGUCCCAAUAAUAUGGGUCCCAAUAUUAUGGGUCCCAACAAUUUGGGUCUCAAUAAUAUGGGUCCCAAUAAUAUGGGUCCCAUCACUAUACCCCCCAAUGAUGAUCUUGAACCUCGCUCUCCAGUUGUUCCUUUCAUUAAACCACAAGAUUCACACCCACGAGGAGGAUUUAAUAUUUUGCAACAAACAAUGUUAUUUUGCGAGCGAAUUAGAACAUAAAAUCCCAGUUGUCCACAAGAAGCGCUGGAGAGCCUCACAAGUUUACCAACGACACACAUGUAAAAUAAAUAUCUCGACUCUGAUCGAACUUCUUCCUGACCCGGAGGUGGCCACUAGGGGGCUCCGGGGAGCUAUUGGGGAUUACCGUGACGACGGGGUCAAGUUAGAGGUCAAAGGUCGCGGUCGGGGAGGUCGAAGACGAGGGUCCUGUGGUCCAGGCGAGGAGACACGUGGCGCCACCAAGCGGUGGAAAGGAAUCAAGUGGAAGCGAUGGAGCGUGACAACGCCGAUUAUGAAACCGACCAAUCAGAAGGUUCCACCCGACGUCGAUGCCCUUAUUGCCAAAUAUGGAGUUGCUCUUAAGGCCUCCCCCGAAUUAGUGGAUCGUCGAGCAUGCGUGUUGUGCAUGAGGGAGGGCGAUGGAAAUACAUCAGGCGUUGCACGUUUGCUUAACUUAGAUGUCGACCAAUGGAUUCAUUUGAACUGCGCGCUGUGGUCGGCUGAGGUGUACGAAACACAGGGUGGAGCGCUAAUUAACGUAGACCUCGCAGUAAGUCACGGUUCAUCGGUUACAUGCAACCAUUGUCAGCGUAGAGGUGCGACCGUUCAUUGCAAUCGCGCAAGAUGUCCGAAUACUUAUCAUUGUGCGUGCGCUCUUGAGUGCGGAUGCAGGUUCUUUAAGGACAAGACAGUAUUAUGCCCCAUGCACGUUGUUGGGGCUGUAGGGGGAACCCCCAUGCCCCCCCAAGACCAUUUAAGGUCGUUGGCGGUGUUUCGUAAAGUUUACGUGCAGCGUCAGGAAACCAAGCAAAUGGCGAGUAUAAUGCAACAAGGGGAGUUAACGCAAGGAGAAAGAAAUUACAUCCUGCGCGUUGGCGCCCUCAUGUUCCACGCUGUUGGCCAACUAUCCACCCACCAGAUGGCGCAGUUCCACAGCAAGUCAGCCAUCUUCCCCGCUGGUUACAAAUCAACAAGGAUAUAUUGGUCCAAAGAUAACACACGUCGUCGAUGCAAAUAUUUGAACUCGAUCGGGGAACAAGAUGGCCGGCCAUGGUUCGUUACAACUUACCACUCGAUGUCAGCGAAGAACAAUGAUGAUUGUUUGGUCACAAUGUCCGGACAUGAUGUCAAUGAGGGUUGGAACGAGAUAUUACACAAACUUGCCAACUUACGAUCACACCAACGUAUGUUGAAACUAUUCCCUAAAUACAUCAACGGGGAAUCUUUGUUUGGGUUGACGUCGCCCGUAGUUUGUCGGAUACUAGAGUCCUUACCAAACAUCGAACUUUGCGCCAACUACAAGUUUCGUUUCGGACGAUCACCGGUGUUAGAGCUCCCACUAGCGGUGAACCCAACGGGAUGUGCGAGAACGGAACCCCACAUCAAGCAAUGUCGCAAAAAACCACAUACAUUGAUCAGCAACUUAAUGAGCGAAUAUUAUGAGUCAACCGGCAUUGGCGACGCGUCUACUUCAUUAUACGGGAAACAUUUUGUUCAUUCAAAAUCUUCGCAAUACAGAAGGAUGAAACAAGAAUGGAGGAGCAAUGUUUAUCUUGCGCGAUCUAGAAUACAGGGCCUUGGAUUGUUUGCGAGUCGCGACAUCGAACCAGGAACCAUGGUUAUCGAAUAUAUCGGUGACAUCAUCAGGUCAGAGGUCGCCGAGAAACGAGAGAAGAAUUACGAGGCAGCUAACCGGGGCGUUUAUAUGUUUAGACUUGACUCUGAUUAUAUUGUGGACGCUACUGUUACUGGUGGGCCCGCGAGGUAUAUUAACCACUCAUGCAACCCCAACUGUGUAGCAGAAGUCGUUAACUUUGAAAAAGAAAAGAAAAUAAUGAUAAUUUCCAACCGACAUAUUCUUAGUGGGGAAGAGUUGAAUUAUGACUAUAAGUUUGACUUUGAAGACGAAGGAAAUAAAAUCCCCUGUCUCUGUGGCGCCAUCAACUGUCGGAAGUGGAUGAAUUAAAGCAUAACAUUUAUUUUAAUGUGAUUUCUAUGUAUAUAUUAUGUACAGUGCAUGAAAACUGCCCGUUUGUAAAUUUGUUGUACGAUAUAUUUGUAGUGGAACAGAAAUAAAUCAAAUUGUCAAAUA
Molecule: messenger RNA, 3662 nt
Organism: Ciona intestinalis (vase tunicate)
Lineage: Eukaryota; Metazoa; Chordata; Ascidiacea; Phlebobranchia; Cionidae
Source: RefSeq, a predicted model, not a curated record